CCCGCAGCCUUACCUCCCUCUCUCCUUCCCCUUCUCUUUUCACACACAGGACGCCCAGAGGCCCUCCGUCUCAGAGAUGCUGCCGCUGCUGCUGUCCCUGCUGUGGGCAGGGUCCCUGGCUCAGGACAGCAGAUACCGGCUGGAAGUGCAGGACUCCGUGACGGUGCAGGAGGGCCUGUGUGUCCGCGUGCCCUGCUCGUUCUUCUAUCACUGGGACGACAGGGACAAAACUGCCCCAGUUUUCGGCUACUGGUUCCGGGAAGGGGCCAAUGAGAAGCUGGAUGCCCCUGUGGCCACAAACAACUCGGAACGUAAAGUUCAGGAAGAGACCCAAGGCCGAUUCAACCUCCUAGGGGACCAUGGAAACAAUUGCUCCCUGGACAUCAGAGACGCCAGGAGGAGGGAUCAAGGUUCAUAUUUUUUUCGUGUGGAAAGAGGAGAGACAUUAUGGAGUUAUAAGUCUAACAAGCUCUCCUUGCAUGUGACGGCCCUGAACCACACACCCCACAUCCUCAUUCCUGCGACGCUGGAGGCGGGCCGCCCCGGGAACCUGACCUGCUCUAUGCCCUGGGCCUGUGAGCAGGGCGCGCCCCCCACCUUCUCCUGGACGUCAGCCGCCCUCACCUCCCUGGGCCCCAGGACUCACCUGUCCUCAGUGCUCACCAUCACCCCACAGCCCCAGGACAAUGGCACCAAUCUCACCUGUCAGGUGAUGUUCCCCGCAAGCGGUGUGAUCGUGGAGAGGACCAUCCAGCUCAGUGUCACCUGUGCUCCACAGAGCCCAGGAAGAGGUGUGUGCUCAGGGGAUGGCACAGGAAAAUUGGGGACCAGGGCAGGAGUGAUUGAGGGGGCCCUUGGGGGAGCUGGUGUCACCAUGCUGCUUGUUCUCUGCCUGUGCCUCGUCUUCUUCACAGUGAAGACCUACAGGAAGAAAGCAGCCAGGACUGCAGUGGGUAUGGAGCACAUCCACCCUGCCAUAGGACCAACUUCCCUGGAUCACCGGCAAGAGUCCAAGUUAGAGGAUCCUCCUGACCCCACAAGCUCGGCAGGGGCCACCCCCACCUUGGGGAUGGAGGAAGAGCUGCAUUACGCCUCCCUCAGCUUCCAUGGGAUGCACCAUCCUGAGGAGAGCACCCACUCAGAAUACACGGAGAUCAGGACCAAUCUUACCCCAAAGAUGCUGCUAUUGCCACCGCCGCUGCUGCUGCUGUCCCUGCUGUGGGCAGGGUCCCUGGCUCAGUACAUGAGCUACUGGCUGCAGGUGCGGGGGUCUGUGACGGUGCAGGAGGGCCUGUGUGUCCGCGUGCCCUGCUUCUUCCACUAUCCCUGGGACUACUGGGACGACUCUGUCCCAGCUUUCGGCUACUGGUUCCAGAGCGGGGCCAGACCCGACCAGGAUCGUCCAGUGGCUACAAACAACCCAGGUCGUGAGGUGCUGAAGGACACCCAGGGCCGAUUCCACCUCCUUGGAGACCCCCGGACCUACAACUGCUCCCUGGACAUCAGAGAUGCACGGCAGGGAGACACGGGGACAUACGUCUUUAGGGUGGAGAGAGGGCUUUCUGUGAAAUAUAGUUAUUUAAGGAACAAGCUCCACCUGCAUGUAACAGCUCUGACACAGACACCCGACAUCCACGUCCAGGGGACCCUAGAAUCUGGCCUCCCCAGGAAUAUCACCUGUGCAGUGCCAUGGGCCUGUGAGAGGGGGCCACCCCACACCUUCUCCUGGAUCGGGGUUGCCCUCACUUCCCUGCACCCCAAGAGCCCCCAUUCCUCGGUGCUCACCCUCACCCUGGGGCCCCAGGACCAUGGCACCAACCUCACCUGUCGAGUGACCUUCCCCGGAGCUGGCGUGAGCACAGACAGAACCAUCAGACUCAACGUGUCCUGUGAGCCGGGGCCAGGGCGCCGGGUCCCUGAGGGCAGAGGGCGUUGGGGACGGGAGGGAGGGCCUGGGCUACUGCGUGCUGAGCCCUGCGAGCUGGAACUGGGGAGGAAGGAAAGAGGACACUACUCCACCCUCUUCCUAUUUCUAAUGUUUCUGGGGGAAAAGGGCCGAUUUAUGUCUGUCUGUCCAGAUGCACCCCAGAAGCCGACCAUCAGAGUGUUCCGGAAAGAAGACACAGGACCUGAAAUUCUGGGCCAAAGCCUAUCUCUCCCAGUCCAGGAGGGCCAGUUCCUACGCCUGGACUGUGUUGCCGACAGCAACCCUCCUGCCAGGAUGAGCUGGAUCCGGGGGAGCCUGACCCUGAGCCCCUCCAAUUCCUCGAACCCUGGGGUCCUGGAGCUGCCCCGGGUGGAACUGGAGGACCACGGGAAAUAUGUCUGCCGAGCUCAGCAUCCGUUAGGCUCCAAGGAAGCAUCUCUGUGCCUCGUUGUGAAAAACCCCCCGCAGCUGCUGGGACCCUCCUGCUCCCAGGAGGAGGAGGGUCUGCACUGCGACUGUUCCUCCCGAGCCCAGCCGGCCCCCUCCCUGCGCUGGCGGCUGGGGGAGGAGUUGCUGGAGGGGAAUUUUAGCAACGCCUCCUUCAAGGUCACCUCCAGCUCGGCUGGGCCCUGGGCCAACAGCUCCCUGAGCCUCCGCGAGGGGCUCAGCUUUGGCCUCCGACUCAGCUGCGAGGCCCAGAACGGCCACGGGAAACAGAGCGCCACUGUCCUGCUGCUGCCAGGGAGGCCAGCACCCAGGACCUGUGUGGUUUGGGGGGCCGUCGGGGGAUCUGGCGCCACAGCCCUGCUAGCUCUCUGCCUCAUCUUUGUAGUGAAGAUCUACAGGAAGAAAUCAGCAGAGAAGGCAUCAAGCAGAGAUGGCGUCCGUCCCGCGUUGACUUCCAUCUCUCUGGGUCACCUCAAUGAAUCCUGUUCAGACAGCCCCUCAGACUACCAGACCCCAGCUCCGGCCACCUCCACCUCAGGGAAGGAGCAGGAGCUCCAUUACGCCACCCUCAACUUGCACAGGCUGAGGACCCACAACUUUCAGGACCAGGACACGACUGAGUACUCAGAGAUCAAGAUCCAGAAAUGACGCCCCCGCCCCCAACCCCAGAACCAGGCUGGAACCCAGAAAAUGCAUCUCUGAAGAAAAUGUGUGCGAGGCACCGAUUCUUGAAGACUUGGCUGCCCUCUGAGCCAGAGCUUAUAAAUGAGAAGGUGAAGCUCCUUGGAGCGGCUAAAGGGCACAGAGAGUCCUAGGUUCAAAUCCAGGCCCUGGUAACCCUAAGGGUGUUAUAUCAGGCAAGUCACUUUACCUCUCUGUGCUUCAGUUUCCUGCUCUGUAAAAUGGGGAUAAUAUCCAUUAGGUACAUUGUUAAGUGGGGAAAAUGCACUUUGGGAGUUGUUAACUACAUUGUUAUGUGUUAAGUUAACCUCAGGAUGGAGGGAGAUGUCAGCUUUUGGCUCUACCACAUAUUUCUGUUUUGCCUGACUGUUUUUAAGAACAUGAAUUAUUUUUUGUUUGUUUGUUUUUCUGGGAGGGAGGAGAUAAAACAUGUAUUAUUUUUUUAAGUAAAUCUAAAUUUACCUCUCUGGAUGGAGACGAUAUUUCCCAAUACAUGUAUCUAACAAAGGACACCCAGGAUAUAUAAUGAAUAUAUUUUUUUAAUAAUAAAUAACUUAAAAAUAAA
Delphinapterus leucas (beluga whale) is the source of this 3620-nucleotide messenger RNA. The record is from RefSeq and is a predicted model, not a curated record. NCBI's taxonomy places the organism in Eukaryota, Metazoa, Chordata, Mammalia, Artiodactyla, Monodontidae.